UCGGUCUGGUUGUAUUUUGGUUUGGAGGUACAAACCCAUUACAAACCCAACUCGAAAAAAGAAUGGCCCAGAGAACCGUGUACUCGCGCAUCAGCGUUCGUAUAGCUGAGGAAAAACAGCUCCUAGCAGAAGAGAAAUGGAUCAUCAAUGCCCUUACCAAAGUUCGCAAAGAGCGCAACCGUUUACAGAUUGACCGAUUGGAGUUAGAAAACCAAAAGAUGCAGCUAAUGAAACGGUCCCGCUCCCAAGCAACACCGGCCCGGCCCGAGACACCGUCGGAAACGGUCAUGAAGCUCAUGAACUCUGCAAGCACAAGUGGUCUGAUACCGGAGCUUGAGGACCUCGCUCAUGAAAUUAGCAAGGAAGCUCUAUGCAAUGAGCAGGAGCUAAAUCUCACCGUUACUAAUCCUAUAUUGAGUCUCAACUACAACGACAUGGUGGAAGAGGAAAUGGACUCGGAAGGUUCAGACGACGCUGACAGAGUAUUACUGGACAUGAACAUGUUCAUGAAUGGGGACCCUUAUGGAAAGCCUGGGAAGAAGAAAUAGUCUCUCUUUAAUUAGUUAGAAUGUAGUUUAUGGAAUAAUCUCAAAUAUGGUUAUUUGGAAGGAGCUUGUACAGGCAUCAAAAGGCAAAAAUCUUGCAGAACGUAAUUGUUACAAUUAAUUUUAAAUUGUGUUACUCAAGUAAUUUAAAAUUUCUGCAGAUGAAAGUCUACCGAUGUUUAAUUCUUGUGGAUGCCUACAGAUGUUAAUUCCUGUAGAUGCCUGCAGAUGGUUAUUCCUGUGGAUGCCUGCAGAUGUUAAUUCCUGUGGAUGCCUGCAGAUGUUAAUUCCUGUGGAUGCCUGCAGAUGUUAAUUCCUGUGGAUGCCUGCAGAUGUUAAUUCCUGUGGAUGCCUGCAGAUGUUUAUUUCCUGUGCAUGCCUACAGAUGUUAACUCCUGUGGAAACCUAAAGAUGUUAAUUCCUGUGGAUGCCUACAGAUGUUAAUUCCUGUGGAUGCCUGAAGAUGUUAAUUCCUGUGGAUGCCUGCAGAUGUUAAUUACUGUGGAUGCCUGCAGAUGUUAAUUCCUGUAGAUGCUGACAGAUGUUAAUUCCUGUGGAAGGCUUAAGAUGUUAAUUCCUGUGGAUGCCUGCAUACGUUACUUCCUAUGGAUGUCUGUAGAUGUUAAUUCCUGUUGAUGCCUACAGAUGUUAAUUCCUCCAGAUGCCUACAGAUGUUAAUUCGUAUGGAUGCCUACAGAUGUUAAUUCCUGUGGAUGCCUACGGAUGUUAAUUUCUGUGGAUGCCUAUGUGAUUUAUUACUGUGAAUGUUUAAUUGCCGCACAAGCUCCUAAAGGGUAUUUACCAAUAAGACUGAGCUUGGAAAACUAGUAUGCAAGUCAGGACUGGACUAGCUGAUUGAUUUUUAAAUUAUUCAGUGGAUAAUAUUUUUAAUUUGGAAAUGGUUUAGGAUCACUUCCUAUUUCAACUAACAACAUGUUGCGCUACUUUAGAAAUAUUAGUACAAUCAGCAUCAAAUAGAUAUUGAUGGCCAAAGUGGCCAAAUAUAUCGUAACACACAUUUAUUACCAUAGAAAUACCAGCUUGUGUACCAAUGUUUUCGGUAUAUUUGUUUAUCUUUGCCUAGAUUACAUCAAGUACUUUUGGUUUUAAAUAAACAAACGAAUUAAAUACACUAACUUUACACUUUAAUUGCAUAUUUAAUGUAUAAAAAUAGUUUUAUCUACAUUAACCUUUUCGACGCCGUGUCAAACACAAAAGCAGUCAUCCAGACGCCACGUCACCGAAGUGUCAAAACUGAAAUUUAACUUUAUCCAUAUGCAUGUAGGUCUAUGUUGCUCAGUGGUCUAUGACCGAUUAAUCGGUCUUUGGCGUUGAACCUACUGUGCGUAUAUAUCGGUCAUUGGCGUCCAAAAGGUUAAUUAAGUGUCCUAAUUCGACUGUUGUUGUUAAUUUUUAAGUUUAGUUAUCCCAUAUUUUGUUUUUCUGUUUGAGCUAUCAAGUGGUGGCAACUGUCUUGGUUUAUGAAUUAUGUAUAAACAGGGGUGCGAAACUCCUUGCUUCGGGCAAACUCGGCUCCGUUCGGCUCAGCAUUGCUCCGAGCAAUUAUUAGGGUUGACACAGCUGAGUAAGGUUGCCAGAGCUCGAGGGAGAGGAGUGUUAGGGUCGGCAACGCGCAUGUAACUCCUCUGGAGUUGCAGGCGUACAUAGACUAUGGAGACUGCUUAACAUCAGGCGGGCCGUAUGCUUGUUUGCCACCGACGUAGUAUAAAAAAAAGCUUGACGUCCCUUUUCGUGCACGACCACAGAUAAGAUAAUGACUUGAAUUUUGACAACCCUAAAUAGCCGAAAGGGAUAGUGCCGUAUAUUAGAAAGGGAUAGCAUGAUUCGACCCUGAACCGCUGUCAAAGAUCGGUUUUGUAGGGAGUUUCCUUUCUGUAGGGUAGUACUAUUAUUUAUUCUGUGGUAAGACACUAGUUAUAAGAAACAUGUACCGUUUGUGCGCAAAUAAACAUUAAAACAUUACAAUAACGUAUUUGUUGAAAGACAAACUUGGAAAAUAUUACACAUGUCUUGUUGGAUGUUAGAUUUCAAGGAAAUUAAAACAACAUUGUGAAACAAAUGUUUAAUUAACAAAGUAUUUAUU
This is a messenger RNA of Cydia strobilella, 2649 nucleotides long. RefSeq lists its product as uncharacterized. Gene Ontology annotation, cellular component: nucleus. The transcript is spliced from 3 exons. Lineage: Eukaryota; Metazoa; Arthropoda; Insecta; Lepidoptera; Tortricidae. Gene Ontology annotation, biological process: transcription by RNA polymerase II; transcription initiation at RNA polymerase III promoter. The coding region runs from base 63 to 548 and encodes 161 amino acids. The record is from RefSeq and is a predicted model, not a curated record.